CCGGAAAUAGCCAUUUGGCGGUAAAAUUUGUAACUCUGCUAAAUUAUCUUCAAGAUUUUGACAAAUACUGCUAUUUAUCGACUCCAGAUAGGAAGAGUCGUGGUAUCCCUGGAAGUGGGAAAAUUAAAGGCAUUAUUAUAUAGCGUCGUUGCAGCUGUUAGUCAACUCACCAAGGCAUUCAAGAAAUCGUGAAAACUGCAACCAUGAAACUUGUGACUCCAGAGAUAUCAUGGCAUGGAAGAGAUCCAAUUUACAGUAUAGAUUUCCAAUACCUUAAAGGGAACAUGCGUCGUAUGGCCACAUGUGGGACAGAUAAGAAUAUCAUGAUGUGGAAUAUUGUUGAAGACAAAGAAGGCAAACCAACCCCAGAAUUCCUUGCAACUCUAACACGUCACAACCGGGCUGUGAAUGUUGUACGUUUCUCUCCUGAUGGUGAAUUGUUGGCCUCGGGAGGAGAUGAUUCUUACAUCAUGCUGUGGAAAUUAAAUGACACCCUCGUACCCGUCAACAAUAUAUUCCAAGAAGAGGAGGCAGAGAACAAGGAGAUAUGGUCCACUUUUAAGGUGUUAAGGGGUCACUUAGAAGAUGUUUAUGAUCUGUCCUGGUCCAAGGACAGUCGCUACAUUCUUUCUGGUUCUGUUGACAACAGUGCCAUCUUGUGGGAUGCCAAAAAAGGUCAGUCCCUGAAGAUGUUUACUGAACACAAAAGCUUUGUACAGGGUGUUGCAUUUGAUCCCUUACAGAAAUAUUUAGCAACACUAAGCAGUGACAGGUCACUGCGAGUGUUCAGCACAACUUCCAAAGCUUGUCUUGCCAAUACAUCUAAGAUAUCAGUCCCAAAUGCACAGAAUGCUGAUGGUGAAACAAAGCCCAAGUCCUUUAAGAUGUACCAUGAUGACACGAUGAAGUCAUUUUUCCGUCGACUGACCUGGACCCCAGAUGGCCAGUUGUUGAUCACACCUGCUGGUUGUAUUGAGUCAGGGGAUAAGACUGUCAACGCCACCUAUGUGUUCGUUAGAGGCCAGUUUUCAAAACCAGGACUAUAUCUGCCUGUGCCACAGAAGGCCACCAUUGCUGUUAAAUGUUGUCCAAUAUUGUUUGAGUUAAACAAGAAAUUGAGGCCUGAUGUGGAUCCAGAUGAUGAGAAGCUUAAAGAAUGGGAAAAAUAUUCAACAAUUUUCAGUCUACCAUACAGGAUGGUGUUUGCUGUAGCUACAGAGGACAGUGUGUUAUUGUAUGACACUCAGCAGUCCAUACCAGUAGGCUACAUCUCUAACAUACACUACCACCAGCUUAGUGAUCUUACGUGGUCUCAAGAUGGUCGUCUGCUUGCUGUGUCUUCUACAGAUGGCUACGUCUCAAUGGUACAUUUUAAUGAGAAUGAGCUUGGAAUACCAUAUAAGGAGCAACCUGUCACUAUAUCUGAUCCUGUGAAGAAACUUGCAAAUGAAGAAACCCAGGCAUCCUCCCCCUCAACUCUAAGUACCAACAAGCAGAAAUCUGAUGAACCAGGGCUCAUACAAGUUCGUAAAAAAGAGAGCCCUGAAAACAAACCUAAGGACAGUGGUGAAGCUUCUGUUAUACAGUUCCGUAAAAAAGAGAAACAAAGUCCAAAAUCCAAACCAGUUGAUGCCACUGAAGCUACAGUUAUUCAAGUUCGGAGAAAAGAGAAUCCAAAGCUCGAAAAUAAGGAUCCAGAUGGUAUCAAAAUUCGUAAAAAAGAAAAUUCUGAAUCUGAUAAAGGAUCCAACACUUCUGGAGCUACUGGAGGGAGUGAUAAAGGGGAAGAGGACCAGAAAGUGGAUGGGAAAGAUGAUAAGGCUACUGUUAUAGACUCUGAGAAGCCUAUUGGACCUCAAACACCUACCAGCACUUCAAAGCAGCCUAGACGUGUAGUUCUAACAACAAUCAGCAACAGUCCAUCAACCAAUCAGAACCAGGCUUCCUCAUCCAAUCAGAGUCCUGUAGUAGUAACCAAUCAGAUUAAGAAUACUGAUGCUGUCAUGUUGAAGCCCGGCACUCCAAAACAAGGACGGAGAAUACAAUUGAUGACCAUGUCUUCGCAGAGUCCGAGUCGUCUCCCUAGCGAUUCCUCGGAUAUAGAAUCCUCUGAUCAGGACUUCCAUCUCCACUUAGAGUCCUCUUCAGAUGAAGCUGAACUCUCCAAACAUCGGACCCUGCAUGGAGGAUUAGGAGAUACAACAAGUGUUUCCUCUGGUACAUUGCCCACAAAUUCCAAGUCAAAAAGUCCGCGAAGGGUUAAUUUAGUAACUUUAUCGAGUACACCUGAGAAACGGGAUGAAAAUGAGACUGAUUCCGAAUUGAAAUCACAAACUUCUAAAAUGACGCUCACUCCAAGUAGUAAAAUUGAUAAGGUGGAUGUAACACCAAGUAGAAAAAUAGAUGGUGCAACAUCUCUGACCCCAACUAGUAGACCAGCAGAUGGGGCAAAAGAUUCACCAAAACCCAGUAGGAGGGUCCAAUUGAUUACCCUUAGUGCUAGCCCCAGUUCUACUCCCCCUAACAGCCAAAAUUAAUCCUUGAAUAUACACUCCCCUCCACAAGACUUUGAACCAGAAGUCCAUUUUGGAUCACAUAUCAAAGAUUGUUUAUGUUUGGCAAUUUAAAACAAAUUUUCAUAAUUGUCAUGAAUUUCAGAACAAUUAUAAUUAAUCAACAAAAUUAAGAUCGAAACAUUGAUAGACAUUGAUAUGUUAUCUCAUGAAAACUUCCAGUUGCCAAACUUAU
Owenia fusiformis is the source of this 2748-nucleotide messenger RNA. NCBI's taxonomy places the organism in Eukaryota, Metazoa, Annelida, Polychaeta, Sabellida, Oweniidae. The record is from the annotation of a GenBank genome assembly.